UCAUAGACAUCUCUCCCCAGCCAUCCACCCACAGCCUGCAGCCACUCAUGACAUCUCUCCCCAGCCAUCCACCCACAGCCUGCGGCCACCACCAUGAGCAAGCGCCGCCAAAGGCGCCACAAAUUCAGCAACUGAGUUCUACCCACAAUCCAUUCCUCUCCACCACUGACCCAGCAAACCCGCGCGGCCGCAAAUGGCUUCUAGUGGCCCCCCGCAAUCAAAUGACUUGUUGUCCUGCUCUUCGACAAGUUGUCGGAGCCCAACUACAUCAUCGGCUGGCUCUAAAUCGAGGCGGAUCGAACCGAUUCGGGUCAAUUCAAAGGGUUAUGACAACGAACAAAUGGUUAAAGAUCUUGAGAACUCUACUGUCGAAAGAGAAAGCUGAAAACCUUGACUUCAAAGAGAUUACAACAAUGACAGAAGGAUACAGCAGAAGUGAUCUCAAGCUUACAGUGAGAGAAUUCUUACAGCAUGAGAGGCAGAGACAGAGAGACAAGGUGUGA
Striga asiatica is the source of this 503-nucleotide messenger RNA. The record is from the annotation of a GenBank genome assembly. Lineage: Eukaryota; Viridiplantae; Streptophyta; Magnoliopsida; Lamiales; Orobanchaceae.